AUGGACGAAUCCCCGGUUGCGUCAAGAAACCAUGCCUUUGACGAAAGCCCCACAGAGAGAACGGCAGGCCAGUCGAAAUUAAAAGCGUACGUGGUGGCUGUUAUGGCGCAGAAGUCGCAGGAGCAACGUUUCCAGCGUCGAACCUCUGUGUAUCAGAAACAUAAUCUUUUAGAGCAUAUCAAGAAGAAGUCAUGGUCCGGGCCCCCGUCAGAAACUAUUUAUGGCGGCCUUUCGGCAUCCGCUGCGGAGAGUGAUGUUGGGAUCGCCCUUGCGGUUCGGGACGCGACGUACUUUCUCGACUUUGCGGAGCAGCAUUUCCCUCGUGAGGAGACCAGCGACGUCGCUCAGAUGAUUACGGACUUCGUCAUUGACCAGGUUCGGAAAUACAAGGUGGAACACAUGGAGAAAUUCAUCGGGAUAGCUCUCCCCAUCAACCUGGCUGUGCAUUGUCCACGUCUUUGCCCACGGUUAUGGGGCGAGUUGGAUAUCGUUCCAGUGGUACUACAUGGGAAAGGGGUGCAUAGUGUUGGCUGGAUCAACACGGAAUUAUGGAACUCGAAAAUGUUGGACGAGCAGGCUGAAUCAAUUGCCCGGAAAUGUAUAACAUUCUUUGGUCCGAGCAAAGCGCCACUGCUGCAGGUCGGCUAUCGAGGGAACGUCGAGGUUGAUGCAGGGUUCCACGCUGUUUUGGCCACAGUUAGCGACUAUCAGAAAACCGUUGGCGAAAGGACUUGGUCUGCAGUGCAAAAGUAUGCGGCUGAUAUGAAGAAGCGCAAUGUCAAGGUUGCUUUCUUUAGCAGUACGCCACAGGGCGGUGGUGUUGCUCUCAUGAGACAUGCUCUUGUGAGAUUCUCUGAGGCCCUCGGAACGGAUAUCAAAUGGUACGUUCCACGUCCGAGACCAGGAGUAUUCCGCGUCACCAAGACGAAUCACAAUAUCCUGCAAGGAGUAGCGAGGCUAGACGAACGACUCACAGACGAGAACAAGGAGCUGUUGACGCACUGGAUCACGACCAAUGCAAAACGUUACUGGCUAGUAAAGGGGGGCCCAUUGGACCUCCCUGAGAACGGGGGAGCAGAUAUUGUUAUUAUCGACGACCCGCAGAUGCCCGGUUUGAUUCCACUUAUCAAAGACCUCACUCCGAACCGGCCGGUGAUUUAUCGGAGUCAUAUUCAGAUUCGGAGCGAUUUGGUAGAUGACCCUUCCACGCCACAAGCGGAAGCCUGGGCGUACUUCUGGGACAGUAUUAAGCGGGCCGAUUUAUUCAUCAGUCACCCUGUCAGCGCUUUUGUUCCAGCUACUGUGAACUCGGAAUCUGUGGGCUAUUUGCCUGCUUCAACAGAUUGGUUGGAUGGCUUAAACAAAACCAUGGAGGAUUGGGACGUUGGCUAUUACGGACGUAUCUUCAAUGCCAAAUGUCGCGAGAUCAAUAUGACAACUAUUGACUAUCCUAAGGAUGAAUACAUUGUCCAAGUCGCCAGAUUUGACCCUUCUAAAGGAAUUUUCGAUGUUAUACAGUCUUAUGCCAAAUUCUUUGACAAGGUAAAGGACGAAACGACGCCCCCGAAACUUCUCAUUUGUGGCCACGGUUCAGUGGACGAUCCCGAUGGCGCUGUGAUCUACGACGCUGUCAUUGAAUACCUUGAAUCUCAAAUGCGCCAUCUUAAACAAUACAUAUGCGUGAUGCAUGUCCCUCCUUCAGAUCAGAUCCUCAACGCCGUUCUUUCAAAGGCCAGAAUCGCUUUACAGCUCUCAGUCCGAGAGGGAUUCGAAGUCAAGGUUUCAGAAGCACUGCAUAAAGGCAAGCCUGUUAUCGCCACCCUAGCCGGAGGCAUUCCGCUGCAAGUCCAGCAUGGAAAGAAUGGAUUUUUGGUAGAGGUUGGAGAUACCGAUGCUGUGGCGCAGCAUCUCUAUGACCUAUGGAGCAACGACGCACUAUACGACAGGAUGAGCGAGUAUGCGAAAACAAGUGUCAGCGAUGAGGUGUCGACUGUUGGCAAUGCUCUAUCUUGGCUGUACCUUGCGUCUCAGAUGACUAAGGGCAAGACUUGCAAACCACAUAGUCGUUGGAUCAAUGAUAUGGCUAGAGAAGCCGCUGGCGAGCCGUAUGUGAAGGGUGAGAAUAGAUUGAAGAGGGAAGUCCAUAUGAAGCCAUUUGGCUACAUGGAGGGUUAG
Messenger RNA from Uncinocarpus reesii 1704, 2175 nucleotides. RefSeq lists its product as uncharacterized. The transcript is spliced from 6 exons. The record is from RefSeq and is a predicted model, not a curated record. Bases 1 to 2175 code for a protein of 724 amino acids. Gene Ontology annotation, molecular function: glycosyltransferase activity. Lineage: Eukaryota; Fungi; Ascomycota; Eurotiomycetes; Onygenales; Onygenaceae.